AUGUUUCUGAAGAAACUUCUUGCCAUGGCAACGAAGAAUGAAACACUGGUACACACUACAAGCACAUAUACAAUGUACGACACCACCUUCGAAAAUAAAAAUGCUACAAAGCUUGUCUUUACACAAACGCUGGAAGCCUAUUCGUUUUUGAAGAAGAUAAAGCAUGAUACAAUAAUCGGUAUUUAUAAGCUGAAUGUAGAAAAGAAAUACCUGGUGACAAGAAGAUUAUUUCCCUUUUACUCUGUGUUCAAGAAAGAAGCCAAGGAAUUCAACAAAUACAUAUCUCUCAAAAUAGCACAGGCGAUAAUGUUCCUCCAUGACCAAUGCAAUAUAGUCCACAGAAACGUUGUGGCAGACUCUCUAUUCUUCAAUGAGGAAGGAGGGAUAGUCCUUGGAGGAUUUGAGAAGAGUAGAAAAAGCAACACAUUUGAUGAAGACGGCAUAAUGUUCAGUAAUCUUGUGAGUGAAUUGGUAGGGACCAAUACGAAUCUUCUAGACUUUGUCAAAAACGGGGGAUUCUGCUCCGACAUAUUCUUUGACCUGGAAAUAGCAUUCUUUGGCUACAAAUCUUUUACCACCGAGCAGAAACUGGACUUCGUUUCCAAAAUGAGAAGGGAGAAGAAUGAGUUUGUGGAUAUUCACAAAAGGAGAAUAUCUUGGAUGGUUCUUGGAGAUAUAAGUUCGGAUGCUCCAAAGGACUUUAAGAUACUGGCUGUUGACUUCAUCCUGUGUUUCGAUGUCCCUGACAUGGAGGAGUUUUUGCCUCCCUUGUUUUCGAUACUAGAUACAGGUAUAAGGUUCUAUCUCCUCAGAAACUCUGAAAAAUACAUAGGCAAGGUUUCCUCCCUGGAUCCUGUAAUAAAAAGCCUAUCGCUUGGCAUUAAAUGUAAAGACAAGCAACUUAGAGAAGAAACAAUUGUGUUUAUUAAAGAGAACAUACCUAUGAUAUCCCAGAGGCAACAAUCUGAGAUAUUGGAGACUAUGUACGGAUAUGUAUCGGACGAACAAGGAAUACAGUCCGUUCUUAGAUUUCUCCAUGAUGUAAAACCUGUCUUCAAGAAGUCAGAUGUUGUCUAUAGAAUCCUCUGUAAAUACUUGAUUCAAUCCAAAUCAAAGGUGCAGGUCCUUUGUACAAUGGAGAUCUUUUAUGAAACUUUUGACAACUUUAAGAUGACCACGGAGCUUUUGCCUCUUCUUUGUGGGUAUCUAUCUAAUAGGCAUGCCCAACCUGCAGUGUUUUCACUCAUAGAAAAGAUCCUUGUCCAUCUCAAGGAGCAUAAGACAGAGAUAAUAGACAAAGAGUGGAGAAUCGGUAGCAUUAAGAACAUUUUCAAGCCAAAGUCUUCUCUGCAACAGGAGGUUAUAUAUGGCGAAAAGGGAGAAGCACAGCCAGCCAAGAUACAAAGUGAAUCGGACAAGGAGUGUAAAGAGCAUAAGGAUCCAAAUGAUGAAUGGGAUGAUCCAUGGUGA
Molecule: messenger RNA, 1470 nt
Organism: Encephalitozoon romaleae SJ-2008
Lineage: Eukaryota; Fungi; Microsporidia; Unikaryonidae
Exons: 1
Coding region: 1-1470 (489 amino acids)
Source: RefSeq, a predicted model, not a curated record